UUAGAGCUAUUUAUUUGUUGCAGUAUACUUCCACUUGGUUGAUCUUUAACUGAAUGUCUCUGAUCCUCAUAGUGAGUGUCUCUAUUACAACUAUUAACCGCUACAAUAUUUAUCAUAAACUAUAACGUUUUAUUUAAUCUUAACAUCUGACUGGUGUUAGUUCUACAGCAGGUGUUUUCUAGGUGUGACUCCAGAGAGGGGAGGAGGAGUCUCGAUGAACCUUCUAGCUAAACUGACCAUCAGCUUCUUUCUCUCUCCUAACACUCACUUCCUCCUUCAGCUCUUCCAUAGUGGAAUGAUGCAUGAUGGUCAAUGGAGUCUCUUUGGUGUGGGGGGUUGAGGGCAUUGUGAUUUUUAAAACUCACUCGACUGCGCAGUUUAAACUGUUUAGUGAAGGAAACCUGAAAUAUGAUGUUGGACGUGGUCCCGUUUUUAUAGAUUUAGAAUGAACAGACUAAACCUCCGAUUUGAAAAAUAAACUACAACAUUUAACUUUGACUGAUAUUCCUGUCUAUAGUCACACCUCUCACCACAAUUGGACGUGUCAACCUGUCAGUCAAGCGUCUCUCUCGGGCCCUUGCACCAAUGAGGUCUCCCGGUGACCCGGCGGUCGGUCAGCCUGAGCAGGGCGUGUUCUGUGUGGAGGUCGGAGGUGACGUUUGGGCGUGUAUGUUUCAGGUUCCACCGUGGCGGAGCUGGAGGGCAACAUGCACCAGUUACUAAGGCAACGGGCCUGUCGGCUGGUCCAGCGGCGCCAGGAUGAUAUUAAAGAUGAAUCGGCGGAGUUUGCCAGCCUUUCAAGUAAGGCUGUGAUGGCACCUAACCUCAUGUCUGUUGACUCAUUUGGGAGAGACAGGACAGUCUAUCAGGAGCACGCCAGACAGAGAAGGAUCGCUGAACGGGAAGCCAGACGAACGCGGCGGCGGCAGGCGCGGGAGCAGAACGGGAAAAGGGCAGAGCAUCUAGAGGGGCUGUCCUCCGACGAUGAGGAGACAUCGACUGACCUCACAUCGUACUGUCUGGAGAGAGAUCGUAUCGUGCGUGAGAGUAAGAAGGUGUUUGAAGAUGUGCUGGAGGACUUCCAUUCUCUGACAGUAUCAAGAGUCGUUUGA
Messenger RNA from Oncorhynchus tshawytscha (Chinook salmon), 1112 nucleotides. Its product is annotated as PAX3- and PAX7-binding protein 1-like. The transcript has 4 exons. Bases 708 to 1112 code for a protein of 134 amino acids. NCBI's taxonomy places the organism in Eukaryota, Metazoa, Chordata, Actinopteri, Salmoniformes, Salmonidae. Gene Ontology annotation, molecular function: DNA binding. Gene Ontology annotation, cellular component: nucleus. The record is from RefSeq and is a predicted model, not a curated record. Gene Ontology annotation, biological process: mRNA splicing, via spliceosome; positive regulation of transcription by RNA polymerase II.